Molecule: messenger RNA, 192 nt
Organism: Jaculus jaculus (lesser Egyptian jerboa)
Lineage: Eukaryota; Metazoa; Chordata; Mammalia; Rodentia; Dipodidae
Gene: Smim43
Product: small integral membrane protein 43
Exons: 1
Coding region: 1-192 (63 amino acids)
Source: RefSeq, a predicted model, not a curated record
AUGGAGUGGGAGCUCAACCUGCUGCUGUACCUGGCGCUCUUCUUCUUCCUGCUCUUCCUGCUCUUCCUGCUGCUCUUCGUGGUCAUCAAGCAGCUGAAGAACUCGGUGGCCAGCACGGCUGGGACGCUGCAGCCCGGGCGGCUGUCGCUACACCGCGAGCCCUGGGGCUUCAACAACGAGCACGCGCUGUGA